CUACGCCUCUUUCAAUAUUUCGUGAGAGACGCCGCAACCCUAUCUAAUUUUUAGGGUUUCCAGAAUUUUUUGAUUUUGCGAUUCAAUCAAAAGUUUUUGUUGUAUCGCGCCAAAUCGAUCUAAGAUCUGAACUAUAUUUUUCUGUUUUUGCGAUUUGUUUUUGUAUUUGAGGGAGGGAAGUAUCAGAUCUGAAAUUGAAAUCGAAAUCGAAAUCGAAAAGGGGGUUCUUCUGUGUAUUGAGGAUGUCUCGGUGCUUCCCAUACCCACCACCUGGCUAUUCGCUGAAUAGAGCCAGCAAUGAAGCCUUGAUCGAAUCGAUUAAGCUCCAAAAGGAGAGGGAGGUAGCUAAAGCAGAAAAGAAGGACAGGAAGAGGGAAAAGAAAGAAAAGAGAAGAGAAGAGAAGAAAGCAAAAAAGGAGAACAGUAAUCUUGGAUUUGACAAGGCCACUCACGAGUCCAAAGGAAAGUACUUGUUUAAAUGUCUAGAAGAUGAAGCUGAGCAGUUGGAGAGGAGCAAUCUCACUGAGGAACAUGGACCUGCUGUGUGUUCACAGAAUUCCAGCUGCUCAUCUGACAGCACCCAAAAUAGCAAUAAAAGGAAGAGGCCUGCCUCACCUUCACAUGCUGGCAUUCAGGCGCAUGGUAGCAUUAUCAGAAUUAAAUUGUCUAAAAAGGGGGUGCAAGGUGAGAUAUCAGCUUCCAAAGAGAAGCACCUGCCAAAACCUGCUCAACAAGGUGCGGAAGUCACUGUCAGGACAUCUGCCGAAAGAGCCCAACCUUUGUUGAAAACUACAUACAACCAAAGUUGUCCAGCUCCUGUAUCAGUGUCAGAGCCAAGUACGUCCAAUUCUGGGUGGGUUGACUGUGUAGCUGUAGACAAUGCAACUCCAUCAUGUUCCAAAGUGCGCGAGAACAGCAUAGAAUUUCAGUACAAGAAUUUGAUUGAGAACUGGUUUCCACCAAGUCUGCAAAGUGAUAAUCUUGACUUAGAGGAUGAUCAAUCAUGGCUGUUCCAAAGAAAACCUAAGCAAGCGCGAGUGGAGGAGGAAAAUGUAGGCAGCAAUGACACAACUUGUGGAAGCUGCUCUUCAUUGUGGCAGCCACGGGCACAAUACCUUCCUGAUGCUGAUUUGUAUGCAUUGCCCUUCACAGUUCCAUUUUGAAUCACAUUACAACUUUGUGUAUAGUUAAUGUUUUAGCUGGAUAUACUGCCCGGGGAAUUUUGUAGCUCUUCUCUGGAAACAGCUGUAGUUUUAACAUGGAAAUUUAGGCACUGUGACAACUAUUCUUUUUACUUUUCAUCUGCCAUCUUCACAAAGAUACAUUGUUCUACAUCAAUCAGAAAGAUCAAUAUAGUACUGGAUUUUUCUUUCUCAAA
Molecule: messenger RNA, 1378 nt
Organism: Solanum dulcamara
Lineage: Eukaryota; Viridiplantae; Streptophyta; Magnoliopsida; Solanales; Solanaceae
Exons: 3
Coding region: 243-1163 (306 amino acids)
Source: RefSeq, a predicted model, not a curated record